Messenger RNA from Cydia splendana, 3116 nucleotides. RefSeq lists its product as uncharacterized. The transcript is spliced from 10 exons. The record is from RefSeq and is a predicted model, not a curated record. Bases 16 to 1212 code for a protein of 398 amino acids. Lineage: Eukaryota; Metazoa; Arthropoda; Insecta; Lepidoptera; Tortricidae. Gene Ontology annotation, biological process: signal transduction. Gene Ontology annotation, cellular component: cytoplasm.
UAACAAAAGUGCCAAAUGUUUCGACCAACGCUGAUUCGCGGCGUGAGCGCCGACUUACCUGACGUGUCCGGUUACGGUCUCGGCAGGAGUCGCCGAGCCUCCCUCUCGGCCGAGCAGCGCCGAAAGCUGUCCAUGAUCCGGACGGCCAGCAUCCCGAGCCCGCUGACGCCUGUGAGUCACAUUUACCAUUUGGUACCCUGCCCGAGAAAAUGCUGUUCACAGAAAUAUGUCGUCAGUACGGACAGGAGUGGCGAUAUACAUGUUCACGUUCAGGGUGACUUGAGCCAGCAGGACAAGCGAUGUGUGUUUCUCACAGUCCACGAUCUUGGAACCAACCAUUCGUCCAUGGUGGACUUUGUGGGCAUGCCGGCCAUGACCGAGAUAAAAGAACGCUCCUGUUUCAUACACGUGGACGUCCCGGGACACGAGGAAAACUCGCCCGACCUGCCCGACUCUUACCAGUUCCCUCCCCUCCAAACGCUAGGCGAGGACCUGAUCACAGUGUUGGACUUCCUCCACGUCCGUUACGCUGUAGGCCUUGGCGAAGGCGCCGGGGCCAACGUGCUUGCUCGCUGCGGCCUCGCGCACCCCCGCCGGCUCUUAGGCCUCAUCCUCGUCAACUGCACGGCGUCAACCUCCUCAGUCGCUGACGCCUUCAGAUCCAGGUUCUCUCGCUGGAAAGGCACGGACAUCUCGCAGUCCGAGGAGGACUUCCUUAUCUACCACAAGUUUGGACACCAAAUCCAAAGCGACUCCUGCGAAGCAACCGAACGCGAACGAAUGUUACUAGAGUACCGCUCGCGUCUGCGCGGGAAUCUCAACACGCACAAUAUCAAGCAGUAUGUGCGCGCCUUUAUCAACCGCAAAGACCUGGUCCUCCGCGGCUGCCAGCCCGACAUCCUGCUCAUCACGGGGCUGCUCAGCCCCUACGCCAGCGUCGUGGAGAAAAUGUACAAGGAGCUCGACAAGGACAAGGUCACCAUCCUCAAGGUCGAGAAGGUCGGCGACGUGCUGGCUGAGGCGCCCGCAAAAGUGGCGCAAUCCCUCCUCCUCUUCUGCCAAGGCCAGGGUCUGCUGACCUCCCUCCCCCCACCAGGGGUCGAACGGCGCAUGUCCCGCGCUAUGUCCAUGGAGGAAUACGACAAGCCCAAUAUUCGGCGGCUGUCGCUCACGCCGAGCGUGUCCGAGUCUCCGCCACCGAGGAAGUUGUAAGGCUUGUGAUGGUGUCAAAUCUUACCAGCUUCGAGCAACACCGGCUUCCGACACGUCGGAAGGGAGCCCAAGCGAGCUUACCGUACAAAUCGUUCUGCCAUUUUUUGCACACAGUCCAAUCUGUAAUGACGACGCUAAAUACAUAGAAAUUACGCACGUCAAAGACAAAUCUUGCACAUAACUUUUUGUGUACGGAUGAGUAACUACACGCACCGCGUCAGUUGUGUGCCCAGUUGGGCAUGUGCUUCGGUAGAAGGGAAAUAGUGCGAAUGCAGACUUCCCGGUGUUGCUCGAAGAGCGAUAUCGUCUUCAGUUUACUGAAAAUUCGUGAAUUGCAUUAGUUUAUGGCAGUGUUCUUCAAACCUCCUUGGCAUAAUGUUAUUUUCCUUUUAACCUUUUCGCCGCCAAGUCAAUGAAGUAAAGUGUCAUCAAACACCAUGUCAAAAAUUGCACGUAAACAAACUUGGCCAAAACCACGACUUGAUAUGAAGUCGUGGCGUGUGGGGCACGAAAUGUACUGGCUUUAUAUGAAGUCAAUGGCGGCGAAAAGGUUGAAGCCCUUUGCCAGCCCUUACAAUCCACUUAUUUGCCUGGGGGUCGCGACAAACGCGUUAAAAACUCAGGUUUAAGGUGACACUGCACUUCUUGACCUGACGCCGAUGCGGUCACGGCUUGUCACGGGGAUAAGGUCACGCAAAAACUGACGAGAAAAUUUUUGAGUACCGUAUUUUGCUCCGGUAUUCGGUGUCAAGAAAUGCGGUGGCACCCGCAAUAGUUGCAUUAUUGUUGCCAGAAUGAGAGAUGAUAAUCACAUACAACUCAGUACAAAUAAUUAUGUAGUAAAAAUUUAUCGUAUACAUAAGUCGGCCUUAUUGUAAACGCCUGUACUUUUAUAUUAGCAAGAUGUGUUGCGUCAACAUGUAAAACAUUUUUAGCAGGCGCUUCAAAUUUGUAAAAAAUAUUACCUAAAAUAGAAUUAUUUUCUUAUUUGUAUGGAAUUAGAAGCCGAAUGAGUUGUUUUAUAGUAAUUUUUUAAACGAUGGAUGUUAUUUUAAUACCCAUUUUGCUCCUCACUUGUUAUGUUAUGAUGUUAUGCGAGACAUAUCAUCAACAUGUUAUUUUAUACGGUCCACAAUUUGAAUAUUUUAAAUAUAUAAAAUUGUUGGUAGCCAAAGAUAAAUAUAGUUUAGUAAUAAUCAAUAUAAUUAAAUAUUUAUUUAAUAUAGUUGUAUGUUAAUAUAAUAUAAUGGCAGUGUUAUAUCAAAAUAAGAGGAAUGAGAUGCUUUUUUUCUUUGUGACAGAUAAAAAAAAUGAAAAAUUAUGUUCAUGCACUCUAGACAAGGUAAAAUUGUACAAAUCGUGAAAUAGUGUACAUAUAGUAAAGACAUGUUGCCUAGUUAACAUAGUCAUCCAGUCACAAUGUAUGGGAGCGCCAUACUAACGUGGCACUUGGCGUGACAUAACUCUCCUUUUUUAUAAUAUAGGUGGCAAACGAGCAGACGAAUCGCCCGAUGGUAAGCAAUUACAGUUGCUCAUGGACUUCUGCAAUACCAGAGGGGUUGCAAGUGCGUUGCCGGAGAUAAAGGGAGUACGCUUUUCUUGAGACCUUUACUUUUUUUUUCUCACACAAAAUAGUCACAAAUAAUUAUUAAACUAAAUCGAGAUGGAUUAAAUGCAUCUAGCCCUUAGAUCUAGCCAAUUUCAUAAAAUGUAGGUACCAGAGCUCUAUUGUUUUAUUUAUUUAUGUUAUGGAGAAUCGAAAUAUAACAGCGUUUGUUAUCAAGUUACCUAAUAAAUUAUUAUUAGGAAUAUUUUUUGUGCAAUUUCAAUGUAUUGUGUAGGUAUUUUAGUAAUUAUUUUAAUAAAUGUGUAUUUUAUGAAAAAAUAUACGUUAUUUGAAUUUU